AGAGAGAGGGGCUGGAACAGAGAAAGAGAGGACUGGAAAAGGAAGAACCCUCGACAGAUGGACUCGCUGGUGAUUAAAGAUGGCGGCGGUUUUUGCUACGGACCACGAAGGAGGCUGCUGGAGUCGGAGUCCGACGCCGGAGCGCCGCAAAGCCCAGAGGAAACGAAAGCUGCAGGUACAAAUGGAAGGAAACGACACGCUCCGCCGAUGUCCCAUUUUUGUUGGAAUUUUCCUUUCAUGAAAGUGAGGUGGACGUUACUUCAACCUGAAGCGUAUCUCAAAUUUGCUAUGGAAUCCUUACUGAUUGGGCAUACAGCUGAAGGAUGCAGAGGGAAGGCGUUCAUCUGCAAGGAGUUACUUUGCUGUGGUGUAAGUAGGCAUCUGGAUCUAGAGAUCGUGUUGUUCUGGCUCGACAAGAACGUGCUACUCGGAUGCUGGGACUAUGAGUGUGAGCAGCCAAGGGGGCUUCCUGGUUGAUCUGGGUGGCAGCUUCAAUGAGGAUGCCCCUAGACCUCCAGUCCCAGGGGAAGAGGGCGAACUGGUGCUCACUGAGUUUCAUAAGGCUGGCUUCCAGUCAUGCAAAAGCCUCAAAUGCGAGGCAUCUGUUGCCACGCCCAGGCGGCCCGACCUGGAUUUGGGCUACGAGCCAGAGGGCAGCGCCUCGCCGACACCGCCUUACCUGAGAUGGGCGGAGUCGCUUCACUCUCUGCUGGACGACCAGGAAGGCAUCCAUCUGUUCAGGACGUUCCUAAAGCAGGAAUCGUGUGCCGACCUGCUGGACUUCUGGUUUGCGUGCAGCGGCUUUCGCAAACUGGAAGCCUGCGAGGGCAAUGACGAGAAGCGACUAAAAUUGGCGAAAGCCAUCUAUAAGAAGUACAUCCUGGAUAACAACGGUAUUGUUUCCAGGCAGAUCAAACCGGCGACCAAGUCUUACAUAAAAGAUUCUGUGAUGAAGCUACAUAUAGAUCCGGCCAUGUUCGACCAGGCUCAGACUGAGAUCCAGGCCACCAUGGAGGAAAACACCUACCCUUUAUUUCUUAAAUCGGAUAUAUAUUUGGAACAUGCGCAGGCAGGGGGAGAGAGUCCCCAGAUCUAUGCCGAUCAAAGUCCACUCUCUGGAACCACAAAGAAUCUGGCGGGUUAUUUGCCGACGUUAAACGAGCACGAGGAGUGGAAGUGCGAGCAGGAACCGGAAGAACCAUCCGAAUGUGACCUCACACCCAGCAGCAGGCUCACGCAGAGGCUGCUUACCGAAACGCCAUCGCAUCGCACUGCAGGAAGAUUCCAUGAAGAGUACAGACAUGCACCCGGUCGGGAUCCCGCCGACCGCUACUAUGCCAAUGCAGGUCAUGCAUUGGCUCCAGCCACCAGUGCUAACGAUAGUGAGCAGCAAAGCAUGUCCAGCGACGCUGACACGCUUUCACUCACAGACAGUAGCGUAGAUGGCAUCCCACCCUACAGAUACCACAAACCUCAUCGGCGGGAGAUGCAGGAGAGCGCACGAGCAAACGGGCGUGUGCCGCUGCCUCUCAUCCCUCGCACCAACAGGAUUCCGAAAGACAUCCACGUGGCACCAGAACGCUUUGCCGCCGACCUGAUCCUCCGCCUGGAGGGUGUCCUCAGAGAGAGGGAGACCGAGGAGCGACUCAGGAGGUUGCGACUGGAAGAAGACGCCGACUGUGUUCAUCCACAGAAUUACACCGACUACUACGGCGCCUUCCUGAGAGACGCCCACGAGGAGAACCCAGAGAGCAUCCUGGACGAACACGUCCAGCGUGUCAUGAAAACUCCAGGCUGCCAAUCACCCGGAACUGGCCGUCACUCACCCAAGUCCCGCUCACCUGACACUUUUAAAGGGACGGCGGGUUCCUGGGGAGCUCAGGGUAAACAUCCGUCCAAGCACACCAUCAAGGCAGAGUCGGGUCACCACUACAAGCAUCACACUCACCAAGCGGAGUCACCUUGGGGUGCGGGAUCCUCAAACAUAGACUGUGCAACCUAUGGCAACAAAGGUGGCGCGCAGUGUAGGCGGGCGUUCAAACGUGGAGAGGAAGCAACAGCUCCUCCGGAGGACAUGGAGAAGAAGCAGAAGAUCCUCCUGUGGCUCAUGGAAGGACAGAAGGAGAUGAUCCGACACAAAAAGAGCCCGUACGGUAGCACCGCAGGCUCCAGGAAGGGCCAGGGCCAACCCAGCUCCUCUUGGGACACUGUCCAGCCAUCGCAUCCUUUCAUCCAAGACCCCACCAUGCCGCCCAACCCGGCCCCGAGUCCGCUCAUCCAGCUGGAGGAGGUCCGACGGAGGCUGGCGGAGGAGAAGAUGAUCAAGUCCGGAACGGUGCAGCCCAAGCAGCGGUAUGUGAUGGAGGUGAUCCAACGGGGUCGCACCGCACUCAGGCCUCCUCUGUUCCCGCCGCUCAGUGUGGUGCCCGCCGUGUCGGACUGCGAGCUCUCCGAGCCCGAGCAUAAAGUGGCUAAAAAGCAAGCAAGUGACAGCAUGACAGUGGCGUACUACUUCUGCGGGGAACCCAUACCCUACAGGACUUCCGUCAAGGGGCGGCUGGUGACACUUGGCCAGUUUAAAGAGCUGCUGACCAAGAAGGGAAACUACAGGUAUUAUUUCAAGAAGGUGAGCGACGAGUUUGACUGCGGGGUCGUGUUCGAGGAGGUGCGUGAGGACGAUGCCACACUGCCGAUCUUCGAGGAGAAGAUCAUCGGCAAAGUGGAAAAGAUUGACUGAGGGAAAAUGCACGUGGAUGACGGGAGAAGGUGAACAGGAAGUGGGUGGAGAGCUUAACAGGAAGUGCGAUGUAGCUUUGUAAAGUUUACUUACAGAAAAGCGCUGCAGAUUUUUUUUUUUUUACGGUGUUCUAAUCACUUGUUCUUUCUAAAGUAAAAACACAUAUUGCGUCUUUUUAUAUGUAUUGAUACCAGGUGUGUACAGUUUGUGGUAACAAAUAGCAUUUUAUAUCUAUUUAACUAUUUAAAGAUUUGCUACCUAUUGAAGUCACCCCGAUGAAGACGAUCACAAUCCUUUAAAAGGGGAUUAUAUUGAUGACUUUAUUUUUCAGUGCCACUUAAAAGUAAUUUAUUUUUUGUUGUUGACAUUUUAGUGAGGCUUUGGUGCCUCGGUUGUAAUAAAGUUUUGGGUGGGGACUUAUUGUAGCACGAUCGGGAUAUGAUUUUUCCUCAAAUUGAUAGCCCACCCUGACUGUGUAAUAUGAUGAUGAUUUUUUUGUUAUUAUUAUUAUUAGGCCAUUUAUUCCAUUCAUUUCACCCAAGUCUUAAUCAAAUUACCUCCAACUGACACUAUGUAAAAUAUAUUGCAAUUGUAGAUUUGAACAUCUAUGCAAGCUGCUUUCAAAUGAUCAGUUUGUGUGAUCUCGAUCUGGACUGUAUGGACUUGCAUUCAUCUUUACACUACAUAUCAUAUGAGAGCAUUUUUGAAUGAAGGCAUAUUCAUGCAGCACAUAUUCAGUGCCUCUCAUUCAGGUGCCUGGAAGGAUUGCAUCUCAUUGGGAAGAAAAAAAGCACUCCAAAAUGUUAUCACACAAGUAAUUGUAUUUUUUUCCCCUUAUAACAAUUAAUAAGGUUGAAUUUCAUAGCAUUUAUGUGGCAAAGAUGCAAAGCUAAUGAAUGUACAUGCUAAAAACAAUGUGCAACUUGAAUUGAUUUUAGUGUUUGUACAACCUGAGGUGGUUCCGGCUUGUCCACCACUAAUGUUAGACCACUAAGGUGUUGCGGGGUUGCCCUGGCAACAACCGAGCCCUUUUCUCUUUACGACGAGCCGGUGUAGCACGAUGUGAUUUUUGAAGCUGUUAUUUUGAAGAUUUGUACCAUUCAUAAUGUGGGAGAGCUCAUUCUAAAUGAACCAUUGAGGUUUGUAAGUGGGAAUUUGUCAAGGAAAGGGUGUGAAAUGUCACAAAGUCUAUAGAAGACUCAAAACGUUGUCGAUGUUGAACUAACAAGAAGUGGACCUUGAAGUCUGAUUACGUGUGUUGCAGCUGGGGUAAAAAUAACCAGUUGAUGGAAUGUUAAGAUUUAGUUGCAGUAUAAAGCUAAUAUAUUGGUCAUACUUUAAUUUAUGGAUGUCAUUUUUGUUGUGUUUGUUUGACUAUUUCAGAGAAGUUUUUAUUUUCAAGCCCCUAAAAUGUCAUUCAAAUGUAUAAAGUGACCAUCAGAGUGCCUUGAUUAUCAUCAUUAUGACUAUUAUUAUUAUUAUUAUGAGUAUUAUGAUUGUUGUUGUUUGUAUGUAAAUAUGUGCAACAUGAAGUGUCAUCAACCAGCAGCCCUGUCAGCACAUUCAUAAACUCACAAGAGAGAGGGGAAAAAAAACACUUGAAAAAAGGUACCUGGACAAUAAAAACAUGCAAUAAACCAACACUGGACUAUGCGAUAUCAUUACAUAAUCACUAGGCAUCUGCUAAUAUGACAUUUUGACGGUAUGAUAACCUUAAGCAAACAUACCACAGUACCACGGUAUUGCUAGUAUAACUCUAAAAUGUGUUAUUUUGUGAGUUAUGAGUUUAAAAAAAAAAAAAAAAAAUUUCAAUUGAACAGGAUUUUUUUUCACAACAUAUUUGCAAAUUGGAACAUCAACAUGAAUAUAAUGGUAAAAUAACAAAACAAAUUUUUUUUAAUUAAAAAAUCUUUAAAUAAAAUUGAAAUAAAUACAACUUAUGGACUAAAGCCACUGCUUAAGUUGCUCACCAUUCGAACAAGAACCCUUGGUAAAAUACAACUGGACUUAAAAUCAAUUUGAUCAUACAGUAUAUUUAUGUAAAACGCACCCCACUACUACUAUUAGUAUUAAUUAGUUGAAUAUCAAUGGGGGGCGAGAGUAAGAGACAGGGCGCGUGUGUAUGACUCGUAACAUUAUUUACACAUUAUCCACACACACAACAAGUGUAGGUUUGCAUAGGGACGGUAGAGACAUAACACUAGCAACUCUUCAGGAUGCUCAAAUUGUCCCCACCAACUUUUAGGCAACCUUAUAUGCAUUAUAUAGUGAGUUCAGUUAUAUAGGUAAUUUUGAUUGUCUUCCCAUAUGUUGUAAGGAUAGAAUUGACCCUACCAUUAAGUGAAUAAUUUUUAUUAUGUUCAAACUUACAUUUACCCAUUUUCACUUUCACUGAAUGCGCGGUACACCCCCCCACCCCCAAAACACACCUGAUUGGCUGAUGACUUCACCCAACCCCGACACACACACGCAAGCUCACACAGCCCCGACAGAAAUACAUGUAUAUACUGCCUCCUCCGCCCCCUUCAAAGGAGGUGUUAUAUAAUUUUUUCGGCUAGCAGGAGCCACAGUAAUUUAAAAAGACAUGGGAAACACACCAUUAAUCUUACUACUGAAAGUCGAACCUGCAUCAGAGUUAGCAUAACAUUAAAGUGCAUGUGACACGAAAAAGCAUGUUUAUUUCAUAAUACACGCGGUAUUCUAUCCUCCUGAAUGAUAUGGACCGCUUGGAUGUGUGUGGAAGCGAUCGCUAUAUUUAUUUAGUUUUUUUAAUCCCGCGCCAUGAAAAUGAGUGACUUCCGGCUUCGGUCUUGCAUUGAGGAGGAGGGCGCUGUGACGUGUACGGGUGAAGGCAUCCUCUUCACUAAACAGCCGUACUGUUGUGUAUGAGGACUAAGGAUUCAGCUGAUUUUGCGAAUUAAUACGUUUAUUUUUUGCAUCACGCCAGCCAAACGGCUGCAGAAAAAUCUUGCUUUAUGAGGGAGAGGCGUGUGUGCCUUUUUGGAGUUUCAAAAGGUUCCUGUUCACCGUGGAUAUUGGCCAAAACAAGCCCGACUACUGUGGGACCAUUGGACUUACGAGGAAGUGAGUAAACAUCUUGUUUUGUAUUAUGUCAAAUACGAAAACAGCGAUUACAAAGUAAACACUACAAACUUUCUUUAAAUAAAGGACUACUUACGUUUGAUCAUUGAUGGGCAUGUAAAAAGCUCUCCACAUGCACAUUAGCUGCACAACAACUGCAGCCGCCCUCCUCCAGGGAACGAACUGUAAAUUGCUCUCCGCCGGGCGGUUUGCCGAUCCACGAACACAAUCGACAACCCACUCGUCAUGUCAAAUAAUCCGGGCUAGUUAUGUGUGAUUUUCCGCUUCAAAGACUUCACUCGGUUCGGGUUAGCAUGUCGGCUAGCUGUCACGCCUCUUGGUUUGUUUACAUUCUCGGAAGCCGGGGAAGGGAAAUGACAUAUGUCCGAUUUAGGUGUCAUAAAAUAUCGUUCGGGAGGUGCGACAGUAAAGGUGAAGUCGACAGUUUUGACCAUUUUGGAGUAAUUUUGACAUGUCGUCCUGAAUAGGUGCAUUUUUAUCAUUUCAUAUCCCAUUUAGCACAAGACUUAUUUGUCAUGUCUCAAAAUAUGAUUCUAAUUCACAUAAUGCUAUUUAAGAGUUUUUUUCUCCUGUCGUAUGCUCUUUAAACUGUGUAAACUUGCUAACCUGCAAAACCCGAGUAGGGAGCUGCUUAGAGAGAAGUGUCCUUCUGUUUGUGUUUUUAAUUGUCAACGUCAGACUGAGAGAAAUGAAGUGACCUCUGCUGAAAGCUAUAGAACAAGUAAAAUGUGAGCAAGAAGCUGCUUACAGAGAGAGAGGUGCUGCAUAACCUCAUAUGCUGCUCACACACACAUGACAUACAACAUAAUCAUCAUUAACUAUGUACAUUAAAAAAAUAUAUGGCGGAAAACACUCAGGUGACUUGAAGUUCCACUCUGAGACCCCCAAUUUGGCCAAAUUUCAAAACUGUCCGAUAUGCAUGUGUGAUACAUCAUUGGAAAGCUUAAAAUCUCAAUUUUCUGGGAGAAGACAAAUUUUGAACAGGAGGGCAUUUGAAAAAAAAAAUUAAACAGCAAAACCCUAUCUGGAGGUGAGAGCAUGCGAGAGCAGAAUUACAGACGCCAAGGCUUUAAGGAGAUAUUAUCGCGUACUUACCUUGUUUUAAUCCAAACACUCCAUGUAGCAUGUAUCACCGAGUGUCAAGAUACAGUUGUGAAUGGCCGUAGCUGGAUUUUUGGGGGGAUUUUAUGGGUGAAACAUGGUCAUAUAACAAGUGUCGCGAUGCAGAAAUCGCAGACAUCAAGGAGUGGUCGAGAUGUUCUUUUUCAUAUAUUUACCCUUUUAAACGUUUUUUUUUCUCCAACUUUUCUA
Corythoichthys intestinalis (scribbled pipefish) is the source of this 7150-nucleotide messenger RNA. RefSeq names its product axin 1 (gene axin1). Gene Ontology annotation, molecular function: beta-catenin binding; protein kinase binding; molecular adaptor activity. The record is from RefSeq and is a predicted model, not a curated record. Gene Ontology annotation, cellular component: beta-catenin destruction complex; plasma membrane; nucleus. The transcript has 12 exons. Gene Ontology annotation, biological process: cell development; positive regulation of proteasomal ubiquitin-dependent protein catabolic process; positive regulation of protein kinase activity. Lineage: Eukaryota; Metazoa; Chordata; Actinopteri; Syngnathiformes; Syngnathidae. The coding region runs from base 443 to 2737 and encodes 764 amino acids.